AUGGACAACGGUCGAACAGACCCUGUGAAGCAUGUGAGCCACUUUAACCAGAAAAUGACUGUGCACUCCAAGAAUGAGACCUUGAUGUGCAAGCAGGGUUCCUCGGCCCUUAGAUUCCUUGUUGUCUUUGUCCAUAAGAGAAAGGGAGACCCUGAAAAUGUACUCAACAGAUACUGGGAAAUGUUCAAUGAGAUAGAUGAUAACUUUGACGAUGUAGCCAUCAGAACUUUCAAGGUCGGCCUACCUACCGAGCAUGGCUUGAGCAAGUCUCUAACAGGGAAACCCGCUACCAGUGUACGCCAGCUCGUAGACCAGAUUGAUAAGUAUAAGCAAGUCGAGGAGGACCAGCAGCAAGGCAAGGGAAAGGGUAAGGUUAUCCCUCAGGAGAAGAGGGAUUUCAGAUCGAACCGCUACAGUAAUAACAGACCCCAAAGGAAUUUUGCUGGGCAACCUGGGCCUACGGCUCCUCAAAUGGCUAACACGGUAUUCCGAGAACCAGUGUAUCAAGUUUUAGAAAAAAUCAAAAAUGAGUCAUACUUCAAAUGA
Messenger RNA from Quercus robur (English oak), 546 nucleotides. RefSeq lists its product as uncharacterized. The coding region runs from base 1 to 546 and encodes 181 amino acids. Lineage: Eukaryota; Viridiplantae; Streptophyta; Magnoliopsida; Fagales; Fagaceae. The transcript is spliced from 2 exons. The record is from RefSeq and is a predicted model, not a curated record.